This is a messenger RNA of Ophidiomyces ophidiicola, 1014 nucleotides long. RefSeq lists its product as uncharacterized. Bases 1 to 1014 code for a protein of 337 amino acids. The record is from RefSeq and is a predicted model, not a curated record. The transcript has a single exon. Lineage: Eukaryota; Fungi; Ascomycota; Eurotiomycetes; Onygenales; Onygenaceae.
AUGAUCUCAGGGAAAUCUCGGCGAUCCGUGGACUCUUCGUGGGAUCAGACGCCUGAAUCCUCCCCCCAGACCUCGUCCGACUCCGACUCGGACCGCGACGACUGCGGCAGCAGCAUCAUGGACGCCGGCCCGCCCUCGCGCCCGCUCAGCAUCGCCGUGCCCGGCAGCCAGCCGCCGCGCCCGACGCUCGACGACGUGCUGGCCGACCGCUCCGCACCGCCCUACACGCUCAGCGCCUUCACCGCAUAUCUCUCGCAGAACCACUGCCUGGAGACGCUCGAGUUCACCAAGGACGCCGAGCGCUACCGCGCCUACUACCUCCGGCCCGAACGCGCUGACUCGUCCGAUGCGCAGCACCUCCAGCGCCUGCGGGUGUACUGGCACCGCAUCAUCAACGCGUACAUCGUACCCGGUGCCCCGCGCGAGAUCAACCUGCCCAGCACCGUCCGCGACGGCCUAUUGAGCCAUUCGUCCGCCGCAAAGCCCCCGCCGCACCCAGACGUACUGCAGCCCGCUGUGCGCCGCAUCCGCGACCUGAUGGAUGAGUCGAUCUUCCUUCCUUUCCUCAACCGCUACUCCGCCUCGCAACCGCCCACCGCCCGCACCUCCGUCCACUACUCCGCGCCCAAUUUCGCCCUCGAGAGCAGCAGCAGCAGCACCAGCGGCGGCGGCGGUCGCGGCGGCGCCCGCGUCGCCCGCCACACCUCCGUGCGCCGCCACGUCUCCCCCGAAACCGCCUUCGCCGUGCCGCGCUCCUCGGGCUGUCCACCGCCGCCGCAUCCCACGUCGCACGCUGCGGCCGCGGCGGCCGCCUAUCGUACCAUCGCCCCGGGCUACGCCAGCGGGGACUCCGGCAGCCUGACGGAUGACUCGUCCAGUUUACCCUCGAGCCCCGGCGCCGGCGAGCCCAUGACGCCGCCCACCACACCGCCCGGCAGCGAGGUCAACAGCCCGCGCGCGCGCACCGACAAGGGCUGGAAGAAGAUGGGCAUGCGGCUGGGCUGGAAGAAAUGA